AUGUGGGGAGACCUCAACCAGACUACCGAGCCAUUAUUUCUGCACUAUCCGAAUCCCACAGUACCCUUCAUCCUAUCAGCAGACGCAUCAGUUAUUGGCAUCAGCGGCAUAUUACGUCAAACUACUCAGCAUGGCACUAGAAUAUGUUAUUAUAAACCUCGUACAUUGUCCGCUGCCGAAAAACGUUAUGAUCCAAUGGAGCGCGAGGCAUUAGCUAUUUAUUGGAGUAUAAAGCAACUACGUGAAUACAUUGGAUAUUUUGCUCUCGGCAAUGCUCUCGGCCCCGAUAAUGCCCGAUAUUUUGCUUUUUUCAAGUUAUUAUCGUGGGCAAAGCGUCCAACUUAA
Messenger RNA from Didymodactylos carnosus, 345 nucleotides. The record is from the annotation of a GenBank genome assembly. NCBI's taxonomy places the organism in Eukaryota, Metazoa, Rotifera, Eurotatoria, Philodinida, Philodinidae.